GACUAGUUUGGGAGGAAUGUGAGAGAAAAAAUAGUAGGGUUUAUAUUAGGCGGUUUUAUAGGGAUUAAUGAGUAGAUAGGAAGAAAUACUAGGGUGUUAAAAGCAAAGCAAAAGGAAAAUUUGCUGCAUAACGAGUAUGUGUUCGUUUUGUUACAUUUAGAUUCGGGAUAACUUCAUAUUUACCCCUUUUUAGAGAUCAUUAACUAAAUAUACACAGCAAGAAUAUUUAGUUAACUUAUACCCAGUUUUAUAGUUAUAUUUCCUGUACUACUCUUACUCAAAUACACAUAAUUAGCUCUUCCUCCCUUCUCAACUCCACCACCAUCGAUUUUCCACCGAUUUCUCCACCACCAUCGAUUUCUCCCUCUCCCAUCGAUUUUCCACCACCAUCUCCACUACACUACUGUUCCACCAUCUCCACUGCACUGUUGUUCAUCGAUUUUCCACUUCUGUUCCUCUGCCACAGCCACCCCUAUUAUCUGUUUGGUUUGUACUUGACAGACCAGGUCUUGAUCUAAGUAAACAACCACCUGCCGUCCGCUUGAACAAGGAAUUAGAUUUUAUCUUGACAUUAAAGUUGAAGGAAAUGGACAAGAUAAUAUUAUUUGUAGUUUUUAUCGGAAUAUGGAAUGCAAACAACAAAUAUGUUGAUCAUGAAGUGAAAAUAUUGAUGGUGGAAAAGGAUAUUAAGUACGUGGAAUUGGUAAACAAGAUAUACAAAGAGCUUAGAUUGAAUGAAAGUUUGAUUUCAACAAACUUGAUUUUUGAUGCAAAUAUGGAUACAAACAAAGGAAUGAAGAUAGAAAGUGAUGAGAAUUUACAAGUUUAUCUAAACUUGAACAAGACUAUGGAAGAGUUGAAAAAAUGCCCUCUCAUUGUUGAAGUAGAACAGAGAAACCAAACCCUUUCUUUGCCAAGAGAAGCUAGCAUUCCAUCUGCUUUAGCAAGCAAUUCAACAAAUCACAGUUUGACUCUCACAGACCCCAAUACAAUUAUUGCAAGCACUAGCAAGAUGAAGAGCGCCUCAACACAAGAAUCCAACAAAAUUACAGAACACGGGCAAGAAGCUCAAUCACCUCUGCAUGUAUUGCCGAAUAUGGAGAUUGAAGACAUAAGAGUCAAUUAUGUUUUCAAGAAUAAGUGUAACGCCUUGGUUACCCCAGAACAGUUACGGUGAACGGUGAACCGGAAAUUUGACUCGCUACCCGAGUCCUUUGGUUAAAAACGUGAUCUAGGUACUAUUAUCAAGUUAAGGUGAAAAAAACAAUAGAAAGGAAAUGGUACAUUUCAUUAAGUAAAUAAACUGCUCAUGAGCCUUU
Molecule: messenger RNA, 1319 nt
Organism: Humulus lupulus (European hop)
Lineage: Eukaryota; Viridiplantae; Streptophyta; Magnoliopsida; Rosales; Cannabaceae
Exons: 3
Coding region: 587-1177 (196 amino acids)
Source: RefSeq, a predicted model, not a curated record